AUGUCCGCUCCGAAUGAAAGUGAUGUGAGAGCGGUGAUACGAGAUACAUGGUUACGAUUGUCACAGAAAGGGCCGUCAGUGGUACAGCACCGCUUUCCCAUAGGAGGAAAAGGUCUGAGUGAAUCAAUGCGACAACAACUUGAAGAGGAGCAGAAGACUUACGGAGAUGUUGCGAUAAUAGAGAAUUUGGAGGAGACGUAUUCGAAUCUGGCUCUCAAGACGUUGAGAACAAUGGAGUACGCUUACCAAAACUUCCGUUUCCAGUAUAUCCUGAAAGUGGACUCGGACUCCUUCGUACGUUUAGGAGCUUUUAUCAAAUCACUGAAGGAUAUUCAGCAUCCUCGUUUAUAUUGGGGAUUCCUCGACGGCAGAGCAAAACCAUUUCGAAAAGGCAAAUGGCGUGAAGCCGACUGGAUGCUGUGCGAUCGAUACCUGCCAUAUCAACUCAAUCAUCGUGUUUUGUGUGAGAAAGAAUAUCGCACACGUUAUUCGUAUGUUUAUGACUGGACAGCACUACCGAGUCAAUGCUGUCAGCGAUUAAACGGAACGAAUAUACCG
Ostertagia ostertagi is the source of this 558-nucleotide messenger RNA. The record is from the annotation of a GenBank genome assembly. Lineage: Eukaryota; Metazoa; Nematoda; Chromadorea; Rhabditida; Trichostrongylidae.